This is a messenger RNA of Eimeria necatrix, 927 nucleotides long. RefSeq lists its product as hypothetical. Bases 1 to 927 code for a protein of 308 amino acids. NCBI's taxonomy places the organism in Eukaryota, Apicomplexa, Conoidasida, Eucoccidiorida, Eimeriidae. The record is from RefSeq and is a predicted model, not a curated record. The transcript is spliced from 5 exons.
AUGCCGCGCGUCAACAGGUCCCCGCGAGCCUUUGCUGCAGCAGCAGCAGCAGCAGCAGCAGCAGCAGCAGCGGGGCUGCUGCUGCUGCUGCUGCUGAGUGCCGGGACUGCUGCUGCUGCAGCUCCGCAGCAAAGCCAGGACGAGGGGGGCCCCCAGGGGGCCCCCGGUGAGGAGCUUGUGGAGCGCCUGAGCCCUGGCAGCCUCGACGGUGAGGCCAGGAAAAAAAGAACUGCAGCGCAGCAAAAAGUUCGACGACACUGUGCCCCUCGCCCUUUGCAGCAGCUGCUACUGCAGUUCGCUGCUGCUGCUGUUCGCGCUGCUGCAGCUGCUGCUGCUGUUCGCGCUGCUGCAGCUGCUGCAGCAGCAGCAGCUGCAGCGCAUGCAGCUGUUGGGCUGAAGACAAUUUGGAAUUUCUUUGUUUUUGUCUCAGCUGUAUCUCCACAAGAGAAUUUAAAAAGACUAAAAGAGGCCCUCGGCAAUUCUUGGCUCGAAGAGGCCCUUCGCGAGAGAGGCCAGGAGGGCUGCAGGCGCCUGAAGCGCAGCAGCAGCGGCUGCCCAGCAGCAGCAGCAGCAGCAGCAGCAACAGCAGCAGCAGCAGCGGGGACGGCAGCAGAAAGGCUGGGGAAUUUGUCCACUUUGCGGUGCGACAUGCAGGAGAUAGCAGCAGCAGCAGCAGCAGCAGAAGCCACGGAAGCUGCGCUGCUGCACGCCCGGGGAAACGAGCUGCUGCGCUGCUCCCGGCUGCUGCUGCUGCUGCUGCAGUACAUAGACCUCAUGCUGCUGCAUGCGCCUUUUCAAAAGUUCAAAGAAGGCAAAAGCCCCAAAGAAGCUUUAAAGGAGACUUUUGCUCACUGGGGACUCAGUCCCCCUGCAGCAGCAAAUGUGCAGCACGAAGACUCCCAAGCAGCUUUGCUGCAGCUCCAGUGA